GACACAGACUGAAAAACAUUCGAUCAGAUUCACCUUCAGACCAAACUAACAGCUUCCUCUGAGUGAGUCCAGCUACAGGAGAGAAAAGAGGAAAACUACAACACUGCUGCUUCAACCUGCUGACUCUCCACACACUGAAGCUUCACUCAGACUAAAUGGCUUCCAGAUCAGAGGAGGAUCUCUGCUGUCCGGUCUGUCAGGAGGUCUUUAGAGAUCCUGUUGUUCUGUCAUGUAGCCACAGCUUCUGUAAAGACUGUCUGAAGAGAUGGUGGAGAGAGAAACCAACACCAGACUGUCCAGUUUGUAAGAGAAGAUCUUCAAGGUCAGAUCCACCCUGUAACCUGGUGUUAAAGAAGCUGUGUGAGUCCUUCUUACAGGAGAGAGAUCAGAGAUCUUCAGAGGCUCUCUGCAGUCUGCACUCUGAGAAACUCAAACUCUUCUGUCUGGACCAUCAGCAGCCAGUGUGUCUCGUCUGUCUACAUUCAGUAACACACAAAAACCACAGCUUCAGUCCCAUCGAUGAAGCUGCACAACAACACAAGAAGGAACUUCAGGAAACUCUGGAGUCCUUAAAGGAGAAGUUAAAGAGUUUAGAAAAAGUUAAAGUGAAGUUUGAUCAAACAGCAGAUCACAUUAAGGUCCAGGCCCGACACACAGAGAGGCAGAUUAAGGAGCAGUUUAAGAAGCUUCACCAGUUUCUAGAAGAGGAAGAGGAGGCCAGGAUGGCUGCACUGAGGGAGGAAGAGGAGCAGAAGAGUCAGAUGAUGAAGGAGAAGAUGGAGGCUCUGAGCAGAGAGAUAGCAGCUCUUUCACACACAGUCAGAGCCACAGAGGACGAGCUGAGAGCUGAAGACGUCUCAUUCCUCAACAACUACAAGGCUGCAGUGGAAAGAGUCCAGCAGCGCCCCCUGCUGGAGGAUCACCAGCUGCUCUCAGGAGCUCUGAUAGACCAGGCCAGACACCUGGGCAACCUGACCUUCAACAUCUGGAACAAGAUGAAGGACAUGGUCUCCUACAGUCCUGUGGUUCUGGACCCAAACACUGCUCAUCCAAGACUCAUCCUGUCUGAAGAUCUGACCAGAGUGAGACUAGGAGAGAAACAGCAGCUUCCUGACAAUCCAGAGAGAUUUGAUUAUUGCUGGUCUGUCCUGGGCUCUGAGGGUUUUAACUCAGGGACUCACAGCUGGGAUGUCAAGGUUGGAGACAAUACAGACUGGGAAGUGGGUGUGUUAGCAGAGUCUGUCCAGAGGAAGGGAGUCAUUCAGUCUGGAUUAUGGAGAAUAAGGUUCUAUGGAGGUAAAUACUCAGCACUGUCACCACCAGCUUCAUUCACUGUUCUCUCAGUGAAGAAGAAUCUCCAGAGGAUCAGAGUGAAUCUGGACUGGAACAGAGGAAAGUUGUCGUUCUCUGAUCCUGAUACUAACACACACAUACACACCUUCACACACACUUUCACUGAGAAGAUGUUUCCAUACUUUGACACUGUGGAUAAUCUCCCAGUAAAGAUGUUACCACCGAAGGUCUCUGUGACAGUGGAACAGAUCAGUCAGAGAUAAAGAGGAUGAUCAGAUUUAUAAUGUUAUUAUUUGUUAAAGGGAAAAGUCAGAGAAUUUAAUCUCUUUAUUUGCACCUGUCCAAAUAAAAUACAUUAGAAAGUUUCCAGUAAGAUAAGUGUAUGUUAUAUAACAUUGUGAAUAUAGGGAUUUUGACACUGUGGAAAAACUCAGUUGAUGGAGAAAAAAAUAGCAGAAAGUAUCAGACAUUCAUCUACAGAGAAAUAAAGGCAGAACGUGAGUGAAGAGAUCUUCUUUAGUGAACUUUUAUCAAAGCUUCAUUUGCGCUAAAUGUUGUUUAUUUAUAAAUGUUGUUUAUUUCUUUAAGGGAAAAAUCUGUGAAUUUAACAUGUU
Messenger RNA from Lates calcarifer (barramundi perch), 1907 nucleotides. RefSeq names its product E3 ubiquitin-protein ligase TRIM39-like. Gene Ontology annotation, molecular function: zinc ion binding; protein binding. The record is from RefSeq and is a predicted model, not a curated record. Lineage: Eukaryota; Metazoa; Chordata; Actinopteri; Centropomidae. Bases 156 to 1556 code for a protein of 466 amino acids. The transcript is spliced from 2 exons.